GUGCAUCACUGACAUUUGCUGUUGGUCCUUUUGCACAGCAAAAAUUGACAGAAGUAUUUCAGUUUUCAUGUCUGUUUUUUUUUCUAAGCAGACAUCUGGAGGUAAACAAUGACACCAUUUGGCUUUUUAAAUGCGGAGAUAAUGUGCCAAGUGCAAAAUUUUGUUUAAAGACGGCCAGUUUUGUAAUUUAGCUGUGAUUAAAAUGAACACUAAGGACAUGUUAGAUUUAUCGCUGCAAUGAGAUGCCAGCGAACGGAAGAAAAGAGCUGAUCGGACAGCUUUUCAAAAGAAGGCGGGACAUUUUAUCCCUCCGACGCACAGCGAGGGACUGUAAAAUAAAAAGUCGAUCAGCGUAUGAAGCUGGUGGCUGGGAAGCAUCAGAUCUGCACGCACUAACGAUGGAGCGCACACACUGACGCAAUCUACAGCGCACCAGGAAGAUGUCGCAGUACACUCUGGGAGUCCAUCUGCAGAUCCUACUAGCUGUGGGUCUGGCUGUGUUCUGCUACUGUCUGGUUCUUGGCUGCAUCCUUUGCUGUCGCAGAAAGAAGAACAUUUCAUCUGAAGACAAGGAAGCUGUUUUCUUGUCACCUCAUCCGGCUGAGAGUGUGACGAUGACAUUAACUCAUUCUCCUUGUAUGCAGCCUGUGAAACAGCAGUAUGAAGAGCUGGAUGGGGAUGUAAUGGAGUGUCCUUCCUCUAAAAGCAGCUCUUCCCUCUCUGAAGAUGACCUCACUGCUUUGCCCUUUGACCUGAGCCCAACCAGGUCAGCUGAGCUGGUGCAGUCUCCUCGGUCUUCCUUCCCGAUGCGGCGCCUCAGCACUCCUGCUGUUCCCUGCUCACCCAGUAAAGCACCAAGUCAUGGCAGAGCCUCUUUGCCCUCCAUCACUAGGCUGAGCUUUGUGUCCAAAUCCCGCCGUGUGAUGGGUCGCCGCAGCACUGUAAGUGGUGAAAGUUUUGCUUACAGUGAGAGCAGCCACCUGACUUCUGGCACUGCCAGAGCUCCCACCCAGCAAGGGGAGCCUUGUCCAUUACAGUAUGGCUUGAACUCUCUGUCCAUCUCUUCCAAGCCAGCUCCUCUCCUGCACUUCUCCCUGCUUUUCUCCUCUACCUGUGGCACCCUGAUGGUCAACAUCCUGGGACUCUCUGGGGACAGCAGGAGGCGCAGCGGGGUGUUCGUCCGGGCCAGCCUUCCACCUCUUUGCCCCUCCCCUCGUCACACAACCUCACGGCGGCGCAGCCUCAGCCCAGAUCUCCACAACCAGAGCUUUGUGCUGCAGGUGGGAACUGUGGAAGAGCUGCACACCUGCACCUUGAGGCUGGUUGUCUACAGCAGGGACUUCUCAGGCCUAAGAGAAGCUGUGCUUGGGGUCGUAGAGCUCCCCUGUGAGCAGAUUGACUGGGAGCCUGACACCACCACCACCUACACCAGGCAGCUGAGUCCAACUAAAAGAAAGCUGAAAAAGAGUCUGAGUUCUCAAGAGGCGCUGGGGCGCAGGAAGAGUUCAGUUUGUGCACCACGGCCUUUGGGACAACUCUUCAUCCUGCUGCAGUACCAGGCGCUGGCCCAGCGCAUCAAAGUGAUGGUCCGAAAGGCUGAGAAUCUGGCCAAGCUCACACGAAUCCCAGGAGCUCCAGAUCAUUAUGUUGUCAUAAACUUGCGUCAGGAUGGUAAAGUAAUUGAUACCAAAGAGACUAAAGGGGCCAGCGGUUCAAACCCCAUCUGGAACGCUCCGUUCCUGCUUGACCUGCCACCCGGUGACAUCACUCAGAUGUCGCUGGAUCUUGAAUUCAUUGUCAUGCAGGGCCGUCUCUACACUAAGAGCAGUAUCCUGGGUCGUGUGCUGAUUGGGAGGGAUGCUUCGGAGGCAGGACAGGAACACUGGAGGGAAAUGUGCAGUCUGGGGCAAAGAGAAACCACUCACUGGCACACCAUCCAAUCAGAUGCAACAAAGGACUGAUUACAUUGAACCACUAUGUUGAUGGUCCAUGUGUGCAGGGCUGAAGAAGAACCACGGAUCACUGCAUUGAAAAAUACAUUAGGAAGUUGUUAGGCUGUAGCAGUUCUUUCCAUAUCUGCAUCCCUACAUUGCCUUUGUGAAUAUUUCUACUGUGAUGCUGUAAAACUGUUUUUGUGGUUGUACUGUGUGAAAUUUCUGCUUAUGGUGUAGAGUUGUUUGUAUUGUGCCAAGAGGCUAGAAAUGGCUUGAACAAAGACAAAUUAGUUAUCAACCAUUUAGUAUGUUACCCUUCUGCCUGUGGUUUUCUGUGGUGUAUAGUUGUGAUAGUAUUUGUCCACAUUCUGUAUGGUGCUUAGUGUCUUCACUGUCUUUGGCAUGCCAGCUGAAUUGUUUUGUUUUUUUAUGUAUUUGCAACUGCAUCCAAAUGCAGUUUUCUGCCAUGAAAACUGAAUAUUUUGUAUGACACCACCCAGGGUCUAUUUAUGGAGUGGAAAAUGAGGGGUUUUUGGCUUGUGGUAUCAGAUUGUGCAUCCCUAUCUUCUUGAUUUAAUGUCACAUAAUAAGUUGGACUCCCCUUUGUUUUCAUAGCGGUUGUGGACCAAGCUGACUGGUGCUAGCCUUGCUAAUGGGACUUUUCAUGUUAGCACAUUGCAACAUGAGGCAGGAGAAUGUGGUGCACUGCUACAUAAAACAACACUCAAUGAGACAAAAAACAAACCCAUUGUUGUUUGUUUAAAUGCCAGACCCUGUCAGAUCCUGAGUUUGUGGGACAACUUAAAAACGAGGUGGUUUUCCCUGGAAAACACCAAGAUAAAGUUAGUAAAUUUUCAGGACAUCAAUUAAAUAUAUGAUAAAGCUGCUUUAUCCGUACAUUAAACGGCAGGAACUGUUAGUAAUACCCAUGUUCAUGUGUACUUGAUCUGAGAUGGAUGACUUUGGUAUGAACACAUAUGUUUUUGCAGAAAUAUUCUACUCUGUCUGCCUUUAAGCUCCAAAACAUAUAUUUGACCAAGUUGAUAUUAAGUAUGUUGAUUGUGAAAAUAACAUGUAUUUGGAAGAAUUCACACAUGCAUAACAAUAUUUUUUUUUAUACUAAUAUGUAACCUUUGCUGUUAUUCUUUCACAAAAAAAUGAAUGUGUUGUGUUUGCUCACCAUGCCUGCUGGCAAGUAUACUACUGUAUAUAUGAAUGUUGUUAGUUUUAAAAGGGUAUGGUUUCAGAAAAUUUAAAAUAAAUGACCACAAAGCUUCCAAAUCUGAGGAUUUAACUGAUUUUGGGCAAUGCCUGAAUAAACUGACAUAACCAUUAAA
Melanotaenia boesemani (Boeseman's rainbowfish) is the source of this 3271-nucleotide messenger RNA. Its product is annotated as synaptotagmin-5. NCBI's taxonomy places the organism in Eukaryota, Metazoa, Chordata, Actinopteri, Atheriniformes, Melanotaeniidae. The record is from RefSeq and is a predicted model, not a curated record. Gene Ontology annotation, cellular component: axon; synapse. Gene Ontology annotation, biological process: calcium-ion regulated exocytosis; vesicle fusion; cellular response to calcium ion. The transcript has 5 exons. The coding region runs from base 441 to 1961 and encodes 506 amino acids. Gene Ontology annotation, molecular function: calcium ion binding; calcium-dependent phospholipid binding; phosphatidylserine binding.